AUGAACCAUGUAUUCAGUUAGCCAUCUGAUUUGUCUCUCCAAUAAGUAGGCACAUACAAAAAGAUAAAGAAGAUGAAGUCAAAAGCAAAAGUCUAGAAUGGACCAAAUAAUUAGAACGUGUCUACUUCAACUAAGGACGAAGUUAAAUAUCUAUUGGAGUUGACUUCCUCUAAACAAGUAGACAAAAAGUAAUAAACAGAACUUCCUAGACCAACCAAAACGAGUUCUUACCUAAUGGGUCAUUUGGAAAGUGAUAUAUUUAACAAUUCUUACAAAAUUAUUUCAUUACAACAAUAGAAACAUGAAAUAAUUGUGAAAUGUCUACCUUUUAAGGAAACAAAUUUGCUUGAUAUUAAGAAAGACUUUCCUUUUUACAUAAAUUUAGAUUAGGUUUCUAUGAAUCUUUAUAGUUAUGACACACAAAGAACUUUAGAAUGUAUAAAAUAAAAAGAAGUUCCUCUAGAAAAAUUUGAAUUCAUCAUAAAUCCAAAUCAAGAUAUUAUCGGAUGUAAUCGAAUAGUCAACAAUUCAUGGCUCAAAAUGUUUGGAAUCAAUUAAGACAUGAUGAUUCAUAAUUUACUAAGGAAUUAGUCCUUCCCAUUUGGAUGGGGUCUUGAAAAUUAAAAUAUAUAAAAUUAGGCUUCUAAUACUUUUUUUAAUAAAAAGUUGAGAGUUUAGUUGGUUUGUUAUAAUGGUACAAAAUUCCAUGCAGAUAUCCAGGUGAGAUCAGAGAUCGAAACAAAUUCGAAAAACUAAUUUAUAUAAAGAUAUUAAAUUUAAUACUUCAUCAAUCGAGAGAAUUUGAGUUUAUCAUAGGUGGAACAAAAUUUCCAAAUGUAUUUUCAAUUAAAGGAUCUUACUUAAGAGUUAAUGGAUAAAUUUAUCGUUAAAACAAAUAAGCAAUGCCAAAUAAAGAAGUUGUGA
Paramecium octaurelia is the source of this 924-nucleotide messenger RNA. Lineage: Eukaryota; Ciliophora; Oligohymenophorea; Peniculida; Parameciidae. The record is from the annotation of a GenBank genome assembly.